Messenger RNA from Cladophialophora yegresii CBS 114405, 1194 nucleotides. RefSeq lists its product as uncharacterized. NCBI's taxonomy places the organism in Eukaryota, Fungi, Ascomycota, Eurotiomycetes, Chaetothyriales, Herpotrichiellaceae. Gene Ontology annotation, cellular component: cytoplasm. Bases 1 to 1194 code for a protein of 397 amino acids. Gene Ontology annotation, molecular function: indoleamine 2,3-dioxygenase activity; metal ion binding; heme binding. The record is from RefSeq and is a predicted model, not a curated record. Gene Ontology annotation, biological process: 'de novo' NAD+ biosynthetic process from L-tryptophan. The transcript has a single exon.
AUGCUCCCCCGUCCCCCACUUCCCAUCCCACAAGACUACGACAUUGAGCUGGGAACGGGUUUUGUCACCGCGAGUCCCACAGAGCUACCAGCCUAUUAUGCACCAUGGUGCAAGCUCAUCUCGAAUCUUCCCUGCCUCCUUGAAUCGAAGACCUUCCAGACAAAAGUCGACAAUCUGAAGCUCCUCGGAACGGAUCACCUCGCAGACCGGGCUCAUUGGCAACGUGCGUAUGUAGUACUCGGCUUUCUAUCUCAGGCAUAUAUCUGGCAAGACAAGACGAAGCCUUCAGCUAUUGUUCCCGCCAACCUAGCGGAACCUUUCCUCGAAGUCUGCGAGUACCUUGGUAUGAGACCCGUCUUAAGCUACGCUGGGAUCUGUCUAUGGAACUGGACGCCUCUAUCUGAAGAUGAGCACGUGCAUCCAGCUCAAGCACUGAGCGACUUUCAGAGUAUCAAGUCCUUUGCUUCCUUUACCGGAACAAGGGACGAAGACGCGUUCAACCUCGUUCCUGUGAUGGUCGAGGCGCAAGGUGCUAAGCUCGUGCCAGCGAUGCUCAAAGCGAUACUGGACGAUCGGAAAGGCGUCGCGCAAGAUCUUUUCCCGGUCUUUGACCUCUGUGCAACGACGCUCUCGAAGAUGGGAGACCUCCUGUCUGUUCUACACAAGAAUUGUGAUCCUACAGUUUUUUAUCAGGCGAUACGACCCAUGUUGGGCGGUAGUGCAGGAGCGGAGGAGCGAGGACUUCCCAAUGGCGUCACCUUGCAACGCAGCAACGGACUCCACGAAACUGUCCAGUGCGUGGGAGGUAGUGCGGCGCAGAGCACUUUGUUUCAAUUCCUUGAUCACAUGCUGGGAAUCCGUCAUGAGUCCAAGAUGCUGGUUGAGAUGAGAGCCUACAUGCCUGGGAAGCACAGAGACUUUCUAGAGGCAGUCGAGUUGUUGCCUUCGCUGCGUGAUGUGGUUGAUCAGCACCCAGAGGAGCCAGAACUGCAGGCGGCCUUUCAACCCGUCAUCGAGGCAUUCCAAUGCUUCAGGACAAAGCAUAUCGCCGUUGUCUCGAGAUACGUUUCCCUGCCUGCUGCCGCUCAGGUGCAAGGCAAGCACGCAAUUGAGUCAAAAGGGACCGCUGGCUCGCUACCAAUACCAUUCCUGAAGCAGUACCGAGAUGAGACCACUUUCAAGCCCGCACACUGA